Spirodela intermedia is the source of this 1622-nucleotide messenger RNA. Lineage: Eukaryota; Viridiplantae; Streptophyta; Magnoliopsida; Alismatales; Araceae. The record is from the annotation of a GenBank genome assembly.
AUGGUCGCUUAUGCAUUGACCAUUACUAGAGAAACUUUGGAUCCAAAUGAGCAUUCUUAAAUUUUUAGAUGCUAUAUCUCAUGAGGAUGCAGACAAGUGACUAGUUGCUAUGGAGAAGGAAAUUGAAUCUCUCUAUAAAAAUUAGACUUAAGAGUUGGUGGAGGCUCUUAAAGGACAGAAAGUCAUUGGCUGCAAGUGGGUUUUCAAGAAGAAAGGAGGCACUCUAAACUCUAAUAAUGUUAGAUACAAAGUACAAUUAGUUGCAAAAGGUUACAAUCAGGUCAAAGGUAUUAAUUAUAAUGAUAUAUUUUCUCCUAUUAUUAAACACAACUUUAUGUGUUCUAUUAUCUAUUGUUGCAUCAUAUAAUUUAAAAUUAGAAUAGAUGGAUGUUAAAACAACCUUUUGUCAUGGCAAUUUUGAAGAACAAAUUUAUAUGCAGCAACCAAAAGGCUUUCUUGUUGAAGAAAAAGAGAAACAUGUUUAUUUAUUGAAGAAAUCUCUAUAUGGCCUCAAACAAUCUCUCGGAUAGUGGUAUACAAAAUUUGAUACAUUAAUGACAUUAUUAACAUGAAUUCUCUCACAGUAAAUUUGGCAAUUGUAUUUAAAUAAUUCAAUGAUAUGUUGUCAAAUAAUUCUUUUCUUUAUAUGUUACUUUAUGUCAAUAAUAUGUUGAUCCCAACAAAAGAUAUAUUUAAAUUAGUAAAUUAAAACUUUACUCAACAGUGAGUUUGAGAUGAAAGAUUUAAGAGCAACCAAGAAAAUUCUUAGAAUGGAGAUCCAUAGAAGUCGGAGUGAAGUGAAGGUAAGCUAUACUUAUCACAAGCUAAAUAUAUUGAGAAAGUACUUAAGUAUUUUAAUAUGUGGGAUGCUAAGCCUAUUCAUACUCUAUUUGCUGAUCAUUUCAAGCUUUCAAAUUUCUUAUCACCAUAGUCCCCAACAUAUAAAAAUUUUAUGUCACAUGUUCCAUACUCUAGUACUAUAUGUAGCAUGAUGUAUGCUAUGAUAUACACUCAUCAUGAUAUAUCACAUGCAAUCAAUGUAGUUAGCCAUUAUAUGGCUAAUCUGUAAAACAUAUUGGCAUGAUGUUAAGUGAAUUUUCAAGUACUUAAGGGGUACUAUUGGUACAUGUUUAUAGUUUGGAAGAACAAGUGAGACAUUGACUGAAUUUGUGGAUUCAGAUUUCGUAGGAGAUCUUGAUAAACGGAGAUCACUAACUAGUUAUAUAUUUUCAAUUAGAAGAUGUGUUGCUAAUUAGAAAGUUUCCCUACAACCUACUAUUGCUCUAUCCACAACAGAUGAAAAAUUUAUAGCACUUACAAAGGCAUUAAAGGAAGCUAUAUAGUUAAGAGAUUUAUUAUCGAAAUUAUGUUCAUGUCAAACACUAUAUAUUGUCCAUUGUGAUAGCCAAAGUGCUAUUCAUUUGACUAAAUAUCAAAUGUAUCACGAAAGGACAAAGCAUAUUGACAUCAAGUAUCAUUUUAUCUGUGAUAUAAUUUCUUCAUGUAAAAUUAGUGUGUAGAAGAUUGGUACUGAAGACAAUCUAACGGAUAUGUUAACAAAACCUCUUUUUAUUUCAAAGUUCCAACAUUGUUUGAACCUAAUUGGAGUUCACAACACUUAG